Messenger RNA from Rhineura floridana, 4999 nucleotides. RefSeq names its product structural maintenance of chromosomes 3 (gene SMC3). The record is from RefSeq and is a predicted model, not a curated record. The transcript is spliced from 30 exons. Bases 595 to 4254 code for a protein of 1219 amino acids. Gene Ontology annotation, biological process: mitotic sister chromatid cohesion. Gene Ontology annotation, molecular function: double-stranded DNA binding; cohesin loader activity; ATP binding. Gene Ontology annotation, cellular component: chromosome. NCBI's taxonomy places the organism in Eukaryota, Metazoa, Chordata, Lepidosauria, Squamata, Rhineuridae.
ACCAAACAUGCUAGUAUCUCCCUCUUGUGUGGGGGAAAGCAGUCCGAGAAUAAGUUCCCCAAACUUUCAUUAUAGUGAGAGCGUCUUCUAUGGGUCUCUCUCCGGUCAAGCUCCCUAUAACUCUGCCAUUCUGUCGCUCGCCGUCUCAAUUGUGGCUCUCUCCUCACCCUCCCAUUGGCAAUACCUGCCUUGGCGCCGAAUUCAGUUCAUGUCGGACGGAACCAAAUUUCUACAAGACGGGGAAGGAGAUACUUUUUAGUGCAUGAGUCUACGCAAGUCCUGAAAGUUGUACGAAAACAGUCGAUACAGGGGUAUCUUCACAAGAUAGAAAGGCACGGGUGGCUUCCACUGUCUCUUCGCCCUGUCUUUUUCUUGUCUCCUCCCUUUUCGGAUGUUAAGUGGUACUUUCCGCGGCGAAAGGGAGGGGGAGGCUUUGGCGCCAUUUUGUGUGUGAUUGUGAACGGGGUGGGCUGUACUCUGUGAAGAGGCCACCACCACCAUGUAUAUCAAACAGAUCCUACUUCGCGUGAAGACUGGGGCGAAGGCCCACACAAGCAGCUCUUCUUUCCCAGUUUGAGUGAUGACGGGAGGAGGAUGCGAUUACCCCGAACCCCGGUGAUUAUCCAGGGUUUUCGAAGCUACCGAGAUCAAACUAUAGUAGAUCCCUUCAGUUCAAAGCAUAAUGUCAUUGUGGGCAGAAAUGGUUCUGGAAAAAGCAACUUUUUCUAUGCAAUUCAGUUUGUUCUCAGUGAUGAAUUCAGUCAUCUUCGUCCUGAGCAAAGGCUGGCUUUGUUGCACGAAGGCACAGGUCCUCGUGUUAUUUCUGCUUUUGUGGAAAUUAUCUUUGACAACUCGGACAACAGGUUACCGAUUGAUAAAGAAGAAGUAUCUCUUCGCAGAGUCAUUGGAGCUAAAAAGGACCAAUAUUUCUUAGACAAGAAAAUGGUAACGAAAAAUGAUGUGAUGAACCUACUUGAAAGUGCUGGAUUUUCUCGCAGCAAUCCCUACUAUAUUGUUAAGCAAGGAAAGAUCAAUCAGAUGGCCACAGCUCCUGAUUCUCAGAGACUAAAACUGUUAAGGGAAGUAGCUGGCACUAGAGUGUAUGAUGAACGUAAAGAAGAGAGUAUCUCCUUAAUGAAAGAAACAGAGGGGAAAAGGGAGAAAAUAAAUGAGCUGUUGAAAUAUAUUGAAGAGAGAUUACAUACUUUGGAAGAGGAGAAAGAAGAGCUAGCUCAAUAUCAGAAGUGGGAUAAAAUGAGAAGAGCACUGGAGUACACAAUUUAUAAUCAGGAACUUAAUGAAACACGUGCUAAACUUGAUGAGCUUUCUGCCAAACGAGAAACAAGUGGAGAAAAAUCCAGGCAAUUAAGAGAUGCACAACAGGAUGCUCGAGAUAAAAUGGAAGAAAUCGAACGGCAAGUCCGAGAAUUAAAAACCAAGAUUUCAGCUAUGAAAGAAGAAAAGGAGCAGCUCAGUGCUGAAAGACAGGAACAGAUUAAACAGAGGACCAAACUAGAGCUUAAAGCAAAAGACUUGCAAGAUGAACUGGCUGGAAAUAGUGAACAACGAAAAAGACUGUUGAAAGAGAGGCAAAAACUUCUUGAGAAAAUUGAAGAAAAACAGAAAGAACUAGCAGAAACAGAACCAAAGUUCAAUAGCGUAAAAGAAAAAGAAGAACGAGGAAUUGCCAGACUGGCACAGGCUACCCAGGAAAGAACAGAUCUUUAUGCAAAGCAAGGGCGAGGAAGUCAGUUUACAUCAAAAGAAGAGAGAGAUAAGUGGAUUAAAAAAGAACUCAAAUCCCUAGAUCAGGCCAUCAAUGACAAGAAACGGCAGAUUGCCGCUAUACACAAAGAUUUAGAAGAUACAGAGGCUAACAAAGAGAAGAAUCUGGAGCAGUAUAAUAAACUGGAUCAGGAUCUUAAUGAAGUGAAAGCUCGUGUUGAAGAACUGGACAGAAAAUAUUAUGAAGUGAAAAAUAAGAAAGAUGAACUACAGAGUGAAAGAAAUUACUUGUGGAGAGAAGAGAAUGCAGAACAGCAAGCUCUUGCUGCAAAACGGGAGGAUUUGGAAAAGAAACAACAGCUUCUUAGAGCAGCAACAGGAAAGGCUAUUCUAAAUGGAAUUGACAGCAUAAACAAAGUCUUGGAGCAUUUUCGUCGCAAAGGCAUUAACCAGCAUGUUCUGAAUGGCUAUCAUGGAAUAGUAAUGAAUAACUUUGAGUGUGAGCCUGCUUUCUACACCUGUGUUGAAGUUACUGCAGGAAACAGACUUUUUUAUCAUAUUGUAGAUUCUGAUGAGGUCAGUACUAAAAUUCUAAUGGAGUUCAAUAAAAUGAAUCUACCCGGAGAAGUAACUUUCCUGCCUCUGAACAAACUGGAUGUUAGAGAUACUGCAUACCCUGAAACCAAUGAUGCCAUUCCUAUGAUUAGUAAACUAAGAUACAAUCUAAGAUUUGAUAAAGCCUUCAAACAUGUUUUUGGAAAGACUCUUAUUUGUCGCAGUAUGGAAGUGUCUACCCAGCUGGCCAGAGCUUUUACUAUGGAUUGUAUUACGUUGGAAGGUGAUCAAGUUAGCCACCGAGGGGCUUUGACUGGGGGUUAUUAUGACACAAGAAAGUCACGACUUGAACUCCAGAAAGAUGUUAGAAAGGUAGAAGAAGAACUUGGAGAACUUGAAGCAAAACUCAAUGAAAACUUGCGCAGAAACAUUGAAAGGAUUAAUAAUGAAAUUGAUCAGCUUAUGAAUCAAAUGCAGCAGAUUGAAACCCAACAAAGAAAAUUCAAAGCUUCCAGAGACAGCAUCUUAUCAGAGAUGAAAAUGUUGAAAGAAAAGAGACAGCAGUCAGAAAAAACGUUUAUGCCUAAGCAACGCAGCUUACAAAGUCUGGAGGCAAGUUUACAUGCUAUGGAAUCAACCCGAGAGUCUUUAAAAGCAGAACUGGGAACAGACUUGUUGUCUCAGCUCAGUUUAGAGGACCAGAAGCGAGUCGAUGCACUUAAUGAUGAGAUCCGACAGCUACAGCAAGAAAACAGACAGCUUUUGAAUGAGAGGAUAAAGCUUGAAGGCAUCAUCACACGAGUUGAGACUUAUCUCAAUGAGAAUUUGAGGAAACGCUUAGAUCAAGUUGAACAAGAGCUGAAUGAGUUGAGAGAAACAGAAGGUGGCACUGUUCUUACAGCCACAACAUCCGAGCUUGAGGCGAUCAAUAAACGAGUAAAGGAUACACUGGCACGCUCAGAAGAUCUGGACAAUUCAAUUGAUAAAACAGAAGCAGGAAUCAAAGAACUCCAGAAGAGCAUGGAGCGUUGGAAGAACAUGGAGAAAGAGCACAUGGAUGCUAUUAAUCAUGACACAAAAGAGCUUGAGAAAAUGACUAACCGGCAAGGCAUGCUUCUGAAAAAGAAGGAAGAAUGUAUGAAGAAAAUCAGGGAAUUGGGAUCACUUCCUCAAGAAGCUUUUGAAAAAUACCAGACGUUGAGCCUAAAGCAGCUGUUUCGCAAACUGGAACAAUGCAACACAGAAUUGAAAAAAUACAGUCACGUCAAUAAAAAAGCUCUAGAUCAAUUUGUGAACUUUUCAGAACAGAAAGAGAAGUUGAUAAAACGUCAGGAAGAGUUGGACAGGGGCUAUAAGUCUAUCAUGGAGUUGAUGAAUGUCCUUGAACUCAGAAAAUAUGAAGCUAUCCAGCUGACAUUUAAACAGGUGUCAAAGAACUUCAGUGAGGUCUUUCAGAAGCUGGUGCCUGGGGGUAAAGCUACACUUGUGAUGAAGAAGGGUGAUGUGGAAGGCAGUCAGUCUCAAGAUGAAGGUGAAGGUGGUGCGGACAGUGAAAAGGGAUCAGGAUCUCAAAGUAGCGUCCCAUCUGUAGACCAGUUUACUGGAGUUGGGAUUAGGGUGUCAUUUACUGGUAAGCAAGGUGAAAUGAGAGAGAUGCAGCAGCUUUCUGGUGGACAGAAAUCACUAGUGGCUCUAGCCUUAAUUUUUGCUAUCCAGAAAUGUGACCCAGCUCCCUUUUACCUCUUCGAUGAAAUUGAUCAAGCCCUGGAUGCCCAACAUAGAAAGGCUGUUUCAGAUAUGAUCAUGGAAUUAGCAGAACAUGCUCAGUUUAUUACCACAACUUUCCGGCCUGAACUGCUUGAGUCUGCUGAUAAAUUCUAUGGUGUAAAAUUCAGAAAUAAGGUCAGUCAUAUUGAUGUGAUCACAGCAGAGAUGGCCAAAGACUUUGUGGAAGAUGAUACUACUCAUGGAUAAGUGGGAAAGAACUGCCGGCCUGUUGGGAAGAUGUGUAAAAUAUUUAUGCCUACACAGCUGUGUAAAUCUGAAAUACAUAGUCACUGUUCAAAAGCUACUUUAACAUAGUUAAUAGAUCAUCUGAAGAUUAUAACUUCCGUAGUCAUUGGGCUCCAUGUUAUGUAUGUGCUGUUGUAUUCUUUUAUAAAUUAUCUGUUAAUUUUACCUUGAUACUAUGCUUGUAGUUUGAAAAAUGCAUUCUCUUGGAGUUUUGUGUGUGUAAUGUGUCUUGCUGUUUAAAUGUUACUGGCUUUUUAAAUGCCAGCUCUUCCUUCCCAGUUUUAAUUUUAUUGUUUAUACUGCCUCACAUUUUUUUUAAAAUAGCUUCAAUAAAAUAAUUGUUUUUAAUGCUGUAAUUUAGGAACAUGUUCUUGAUCUUGGGAACUGCUAUAGUGUAUAAUGCAGUUUGAUUUUGAGUAUGCAGAUCAAUACUUGGCAGUAGAGUUUAUAGGUGAAUUUAAAUUCCUGGAUUUUGUGUCAUUGGGUUUUUAGAUGUUAUGGUAGAUUACAAAUGUUGGCUGUAAAUCUGAAUGUAAACUUCUGGUUGUGAUUUGUGUGCUUCAAUGCCUCACAAUCAGAUUUUCUAUUUUAUUUUUACUCUGUAAGGAGUUGUUCACCUCUUAUCACCACUCCUGCUCCUCUUCCCUCUUCAAGCUAGUUGUGUGCACAAUAUCUGUUCUGGUUAAAUAAAACUUCUCAUCCAUUU